GGAAACGCACGCUUUUGCCGCUCACUGAUUUGCUGGUAAACGAAGAAUUGCAUUCUGGGUAACUUUGAAACAUGGCGGACGACGCUGAACAGCCACAGGCCACCAACACCGUGGAAGAGCCUCUGGAUCUCAUCCGCUUGAGUUUGGAUGAGAGAAUCUAUGUGAAGAUGAGGAAUGAUAGAGAACUGCGCGGCAGACUGCAUGCAUAUGACCAGCACUUAAACAUGAUCCUCGGAGAUGUUGAAGAGACUGUGACGACUGUAGAAAUCGAUGAGGAGACAUAUGAGGAGAUUUACAAGUCCACAAAGCGCAACAUUCCCAUGCUGUUUGUUCGAGGGGACGGAGUUGUGUUAGUUGCCCCGCCACUGAGGGUUGGAUAAGUUACUUGGGCAGUGCACAGCUUACCUAAACAUUUUGUUUUGGACUCUAAAUUCAGUGAAUGGACUUAAGUGGACAACUCGUUUUGUUUUGAACCACAGAGUUGUAAAUCUGUUUUUUUUUUUUUUUAAAUGUUGUUGUAUAUAUCAGUUCAGUUGGAACUUUUGGCUCUCAUUAAAAUACUUUGUUUGAUCUUUUUCAAAAUACAGAUAUUUUCUCAAAUGUAGCCUAAUAAACCUUGUUAUGAUCUGUCAUGCAAAAAUGUGUUUUCUACAAAGCAUUGUAUCAGCUGCGAUGGCUGACAUUAUUCACAAUAGACCAUUUUCACAGACUGAUGACGCGUUUCCACCUUAUCAGCGUAAAUCUCGCACAUUCUUUUAUAUUAUACAUUUUUUAAAUAUUGAGUGUAAAUUUAUUGCAUAAUGCUUUGUGUUAUGUUACGCUGGGGGACCCUCUUCAUGUAGAUUUACACAGCAUUUAUAAUGUUACGGAUAUGACUAGAGUCUUGUGAUUUUAUACACAUGUUUCAAAAUUACUGUUCAUUUAUUUAGGAGCAAAACUUUUUUAAAUGAGGAAGAAAUUGCAGAGUGCACCUUUAAGAAAUUGGGGGAGAAAAGCUGUUGAAACUGAGACCCAUGAGACUCAGGAAGCUUUUACAGCAUUUAUGCUUGGUAAGAGUUUGCAUUGACUGUCCUCUACAAUAAACCCUAUAU
Molecule: messenger RNA, 1091 nt
Organism: Xyrauchen texanus (razorback sucker)
Lineage: Eukaryota; Metazoa; Chordata; Actinopteri; Cypriniformes; Catostomidae
Product: U6 snRNA-associated Sm-like protein LSm3
Exons: 4
Coding region: 72-380 (102 amino acids)
Biological process (GO): mRNA splicing, via spliceosome; P-body assembly
Cellular component (GO): U6 snRNP; Lsm1-7-Pat1 complex; U4/U6 x U5 tri-snRNP complex
Molecular function (GO): RNA binding
Source: RefSeq, a predicted model, not a curated record